Messenger RNA from Cercospora beticola, 1269 nucleotides. It is a transcript of the gene HUB1, whose product is annotated as ubiquitin-like protein HUB1. The record is from RefSeq and is a predicted model, not a curated record. NCBI's taxonomy places the organism in Eukaryota, Fungi, Ascomycota, Dothideomycetes, Mycosphaerellales, Mycosphaerellaceae. Gene Ontology annotation, molecular function: protein tag activity. Gene Ontology annotation, biological process: mRNA splicing, via spliceosome; protein modification process. Gene Ontology annotation, cellular component: nucleus; cytoplasm.
GAAGUUCAUCUGGUGUCAACACCGCGCAAAUAUGCCUUCCGAUAACGACGCACGAGACCGCUCAGCGUCGCCCGCACGAAUAUCAAAGCCAAAGAAAAAGACAGGCGGCUUUAAGUGGAAGGAAAAGAAGACUCGCGACGAAGAUGCUGCACCUCGCGACAGUGGACGCCUAGAGCGCGGAUACAGAGACCGAUCCCCGCGGCGCGACAACUACAGAGAUGAUCGAAGGGAUGGAGACCGCAAUGGCGAUAAUUCUCGACGCAGGGAUGACUCUCGCGACCGAAGAGACGAUCGCGUCCGAGACCGCUCGCCCAGAAGACGAGAUGGCGGCGAUAAUUACAGACCUGGACAGGACCGCGACGAAGAUCGCAGGAAAGAGGGAGGAGAUGCGCCUCGGAGCAAGUCUGACAACAAGGACAAAUCAGAGAAGAAGGAAAAGAAAGAGAAGAAACCCAAGGCUGCGCCUGUUUCCAACGAGCCUAUGAUUAUCGUCACGGUCAAUGACAGGUUAGGAACCAAGGCGCAGAUCCCAUGCCUUGCGAGCGAUAGCGUGAAAGCUUUCAAGGCUAUGGUUGCGGCGCAUAUUGGAAGACAGCCGCAUGAGAUUAUGUUGAAGAGGCAGGGAGAGAGGCCUUUUAAGGAUGUUUUGACACUGGAGGAUUAUGGUGUGAGUAAUGGGGUGCAGUUGGAUUUGGAGCUUGAUACUGGUGAUUGAGGAGGUGCUACGGGAAUUGUCAUGCACCUUCGGGCGGCUUUCUGGCAGGCAUUGGAGAGGCCGACUCGACACGCGUGGGUUGCAGGCGGUACUGCGGGUAUGGUGAUAUGGGAUGUUACCACGCCUACUCUUUCCAGCAUCCAGAGUUAAAACAAUUGUAAAGAUGGACUAAACCAGAGGCCGACUGAAGAACACUCUCGCGACAUCACUGUGAAAGCACCAGGCUCGAAGACAUGGACGUUACAUCCGAGGGCGAAGGGCGUCUAGAGAUGGAGACGGACCCCAAAGACCUGCGACAUUCGGCUCUGGCUUCAAAGAGGUGCGCGUGUCACUCGCGCGUACCGCGUUGCAGCAGCCUAUUCUGAUUUGCCAUAUCCGGCCUUCAGGACAUUUGGCGUUAUCAAACCUACGAGAACGGACACCGUCAUGAUUGUACAACAUCCCAUUUCCUUUCACCCCAUGAUGUAAUUCAGUGAUGGGAACGACCCAAAGUUCGAGAGAUGAUUGUAGUUCAAAAUUAGAGCUGACGUGUACGCAGAAAGUAGACUGCCCCG